UGGUGGCUGUGAUUGGUUCAACGGGUGAAAAAAAUGCAAAAAUGAAAAAAGGGAAUCUGACCAUGGGAUGGACGUAAAAAGUAGAUAGCGCAUUGGAGCAGAGCAUUUCAACACGUUCUUCCCAGUGAACUUUCAGUAAAGUGAAAUUAUGCGAGGUUUUUCUGUGGGCAGAGAAGAUAUUUCGCUGUUGGUCAGUGAGCGGCGGAGCCUCAAGCUUAGUUUUUUUUUCCACUUUAUUUUCGGCGCGCGCCCAAGAAAAUUCCCUUGUCCCCAAGCUUUUUUCUCUGCUCCUUUUCCUAUUUCUCAUGGCAUCCAACAGAAUCUACAUUGGCCGUCUCAGCAGAGAUGCUCAAAAACGCGAUGUCGAAGACUUGUUUACAGGUUCAGGACAGAUCCGUGAUGUCAAUCUCAAGAAUGGCUUUGGAUUCGUAGAGUUCGAAGAUAACCAGUCUGCUGAAGAAGCUGUUACUAACUUCAACGGCAAGGAACUUUUGGGUGAACGAAUUGUUGUUGAACUUGCCAAAGGGACUCGCCGUGACGAUCGCCGCCCUCGUAGAAACGAUAAUGGUCCCCGCUACGGUGUCAUUGUGGAGAAUCUUGCUGUUGGUACUAGCUGGCAGGAUCUCAAGGACUUUAUGCGCAAGGCUGGAGAGGUUUCUUACGCUGAUGUCCGCCGUGACCGUGAUGGUGAAGGCAUUGUGGAGUUCUCUUCUUAUGACAGCAUGAAGAAUGCUCUCAAAGAGCUUGAUGGCGUUGAUCUCAAAGGUCCUCCUCGUAACCGAUACCGCUCACGCUCUCCCAGAGACCGUCGUCGCGAUGAGAAAUCUUCUUCAAAGGAUACCAGACGACGUCGCUCUGACUCACAAGAGGAUGACCGUCGUUCUUCAAGAAGAGAUCGUGACAGCAACAGCAGACGUUCAGAACGUAGAGAUAGCGAAGAGUAAAGACAGAAAGCAAAAAAAAAAACUCAGGAAUAUUGCAGCAAAUUAUGCCAUAGUAAUUUUACUCAAAGCGUGUUAAAUGCUUCCCAAUCGUGUUAACCAUGUGGAGUUUAAUUGACAAACUGCCGAUCAUAAAUAGUGAACCAGAAAUAUAUAUUAAAGUAUUAUUUUGUGUGCAAAAACGGUAGAUCGGAGCAGAGCAAGCUGCAAACUGGGUAGAGCAUUGGAAGCAGAGCCUGGCACAACCCUCUGCUUGAGCGGCGAUUCGCUGUUGAAAAGACUCUUGUGCAACGGUUUCUCAAG
Molecule: messenger RNA, 1244 nt
Organism: Umbelopsis ramanniana AG
Lineage: Eukaryota; Fungi; Mucoromycota; Umbelopsidomycetes; Umbelopsidales; Umbelopsidaceae
Exons: 7
Coding region: 306-944 (212 amino acids)
Cellular component (GO): cytoplasm; nucleus; ribonucleoprotein complex
Molecular function (GO): mRNA binding
Source: RefSeq, a predicted model, not a curated record